AUGUCUUCUACGCCAAGUAAUAAUACAAAUGAAAAAACAAAUCCAGAUGAUUCAAUUAAAAUUUUAAUUGCAACCGAUAUUCAUUUAGGUUUUGAAUAUAAUAAAAAAAGAGGACAGCAAUCAGAAGAUAGUUUUAUAACUUUUGAAGAAAUACUACAGUAUGGAAAAGAAUAUGAAGUAGAUUUUAUACUUCUUGGUGGAGAUUUAUUUCAUGAUACUAAGCCAUCACAAACUGCAAUAUUAAGAUGCAUGGAGCUAUUAAGAAAGUAUUGUUUAGGCACAAAAGAAAUUAAAAUUCAAUUCUUAAGUGAUCCAGAAGUCAUAUUUCGUCACUGUGCUUAUAAAACUGUAAAUUAUGAAGAUCCAAAUUUAAAUAUUAGUAUGCCAAUAUUUUCCAUUCAUGGAAAUCAUGAUGAUCCAAGCUUUGGAGCUAUUGGAUCAAUGGACUUAUUAUCAGUAUCUGGUCUAAUAAAUUAUUUUGGAAAAUGGACAGAUCUUACUAAAAUAAAUAUUCCUCCUUUAAUUAUAAAAAAAGGUGAAACUCAUAUUGCAUUGUAUGGUUUGAGUUAUAUAAAUGAUCAAAGAUUAUCUCGAUUGUUGAGAGAUUUUAAGAUAGAUAUGUUACGUCCAACAGAAAUAACAGAUUGCUUCAAUAUACUUGUUUUACAUCAAAAUCGUGUAAAACAUGAUGAAUAUACAUAUAUUCCACAAAAUAAACUACCAAAGUUUCUUAAUCUUAUUAUAUGGGGUCAUGAACAUGAAUGUCGUAUUACUCCAGAAUUUAUUCCAGAUGUUGAAUAUUUUAUUUCACAACCAGGAAGUUCUAUUGCUACUUCUUUAUGUGAAGGUGAAUCAAAACCCAAACAUAUUGGUAUUUUAACUGUAAAUAAAAUGAAAUUUAAAUUACAAAAAUUAAAACUGCAGACUGUUAGACCAUUUAUUUUUGAUAAUUUAAUUCUUAAAGAUGAAGAAAUACCAAAAAAUUAUGCUGAGAGACUUUCUGAAUCAGUAUUCAAAUUUAUUGAUAAUUAUAUACAAAAUGAACUUAUGCCUAAAGCUGCUCUUCAACUAUCUGGUCAUCCUAAACAACCAAUUUUACCUUUAUUACGUUUAAGAAUAUUUUAUAAUUCUGAUGAAGAAAUUUUUGAUGAAAUAAAAUUAACACAAAAAUAUUGUGAUGAAAUUGCUAAUCCCAUGGAUAUAGUUGUAUUUCGUAAACAAAAAAAUACCAACAAAAAAUCAAACUCUUCAAAUUCACUUGAAGAUGAUCUUGAAGAUAUGGCUCAAGUUUUCAAUUUUGACGACGGUGAAAAAAAUUGGAACAAAACUGUACAAGGAGGUAUAAAGAAGCAUUUCAGUUUGGAAGAAAAUAAAGAUAAAUUAACAGUAUUAACUGUUAAUGGUUUAAAUGAAGCAUUAAAUCGAUUUGUUAACAUGGGAGAUUUAGAUGCUUUCAAAAGUAUUGUAAGUCAUCAAAUGCAAAAAACAAUUACACAUUUGGAAACCUGUGAGGUUGACACUUCUGAAAGUAUUCGAAAUGAAAUUAAAAAUAUUAGGGAUGAAAGAAUAGGAGAAGAAAAAGAAGAUUCAAUAGUAGAUAAAAUGGAGAUACAAACAGUAUUUAAUAAUGUAAAAAAUCAGGCAGAAUGUUUUGAAAUUGAUUCAGAUAUUAAUCUUAGCGACGAAGAUGAAGAAAGAAAUAUGAUGCCGAAAACCAAAAGAGGUGAAGGAUCGACAAAAGGUCGAGGUUCACGAGGAGGUAAUCGUGGAAGAAAUAAAACAAAAGAAUUUACAACAAAGAAAAUUUCAUCAAAAAUGGAUGGAAUUGAAAAAAGGCAGACAAAAAAACAGGAUCAAAAUAUAUUAGAAAAUUAUGUGGAAUCACUGCUGCGUCGGUCGCGUUAUAUCGAGGAAUUACAGUAA
Apis florea (little honeybee) is the source of this 1923-nucleotide messenger RNA. RefSeq names its product double strand break repair nuclease mre11 (gene mre11). Gene Ontology annotation, molecular function: 3'-5'-DNA exonuclease activity; single-stranded DNA endonuclease activity; manganese ion binding. NCBI's taxonomy places the organism in Eukaryota, Metazoa, Arthropoda, Insecta, Hymenoptera, Apidae. Gene Ontology annotation, biological process: telomere maintenance; mitotic G2 DNA damage checkpoint signaling; double-strand break repair via homologous recombination. Gene Ontology annotation, cellular component: nucleus; site of double-strand break; Mre11 complex. The record is from RefSeq and is a predicted model, not a curated record.